AUGUACACAGUGACACCAGGCACCCACCACAUCUUCACCAGCACAGAGACUUCUGAGGGUCCUCACACCAUAUUUCUCUGUAACAGCUUUCUAGACAUCCUGGUCAAAAUCCAUAACGGGCACAAUGACGUGUUCCCCACCAUGGCUCAGUGUGUCAUAGAGUACAAGCAGAAGUUUGGCUUUGACCUUUUCAUCAGCAUUCUGGAUCGCUUCUACACCAACAGGGUAUCCUUCCGCAUGCUCAUCAACCAGCACUCACUCAUUUUUGGUGAUGGCAGAACCACCUCCCAUCCCAAGCACAUUGGAAGUAUUGAUCCUACCUGCAACGUCCCUGAGGUGGUGAAAGAUGCCUGUGAGACAGCUAAGAUGCUCUGUGAGCAGUACUACAGGGUUGCCCCUGAGCUGAAGAGACAGAAGAGUAUUUAUUCCAAGGACCCUUCCAAGGCUAUCCAGGUGGUUUAUGUGCUAUCUCACCUGUUCCAUAUGCUGGUUGAGCUCUUCAAGGCUCUGUCCAGCGAGUCCUUUGAGCAUCUCCCGGUCUUCAACAAGUCAGCGUGGAGACACUACCAGACCGGCCCUGAGCCAGACGACUGGAGCAACCUGUCCUACAGUGACAAAAUACUGUGUAAAACUAAAAGAUUGGUUUGUCAUGUUAUGGCAGUAUGCAAUGGAUUUCAGUAGAUAAAGGGAUGAUCCAGUUAGUAUGUAUGUGUGUGUGACUAAGUGUUACUCAGGAUGCUAGUAGGUCAGUAUUUGAAAGCUUGAUAUUGCAACAUGCUACUGUAAGUUUAUAAGAGAUUCUAAUCACUUUGGAUGCUUAAGAAAUGCAUAGGGCAGUAUCAGAAUACUUUGAGACAUAUCCUACUUUAGAUUGCUUUAAAAACAUUUGUCCCAAAGGCCUCAAAUUAAAUAAAAUAAUUAAA
Molecule: messenger RNA, 923 nt
Organism: Salvelinus sp. IW2-2015
Lineage: Eukaryota; Metazoa; Chordata; Actinopteri; Salmoniformes; Salmonidae
Source: RefSeq, a predicted model, not a curated record